Molecule: messenger RNA, 1704 nt
Organism: Pyrus x bretschneideri (Chinese white pear)
Lineage: Eukaryota; Viridiplantae; Streptophyta; Magnoliopsida; Rosales; Rosaceae
Product: hydroquinone glucosyltransferase-like
Exons: 1
Coding region: 137-1558 (473 amino acids)
Molecular function (GO): UDP-glycosyltransferase activity
Source: RefSeq, a predicted model, not a curated record
UCCCAAAACACCUCACAUCUAUAAAAAGCAGCAGCUCACCGGAUUCAUUCUCAUCACAUGCCCACAUAACUUUUCUCCUCUCUCCCAAAAGCGCUUCACGGAAAAGCACUUACCCAAAAAGCACAAGUUAACCACCAUGGCAAAAUCGCAAACACCUCACAUAGCAAUUCUCCCGACUCCAGGCAUGGGCCACCUCAUCCCACUCGCCGAGUUCGCCAAACGACUCGUCCACCUUCACAACUUCACCGUCACAUUCGUAGUCCCGUGCGACGGCCUUCCCACAAAAGCCCAAAAGUCUGUCCUCGAAGCCCUGCCAACCGCCAUCGACCAUGUCUUCCUCCCUCCAGUCUGCUUUGAUGACCUCCCACAAGGCUCCAAAAUCGAAACCAUAAUUUCCCUCACCGUCGCCCGAUCCCUCGCCUCCUUCCGCGAUGCCCUCAGCUCCUUGGCCUCCCGCGCGAAGCUUGUCGGGCUUGUCGUCGAUCUCUUCGGCACAGACGCCUUUGAUGUCGCCAAAGAAUUCAACCUCUCCAACUACAUUUUCUUCCCGUCCACGGCCAUGACCCUCUCUCUUUUCCUCUACUUGCCGAAGCUCCACGAAACGGUGUCGUGCGAGUAUCGAGAACUCUCCGACCCUGUCACGAUUCCCGGGUGCAUCCCAAUUCCCGGCAGCGAGUUGCUCGACCCGGUUCAGGACCGGAGAGACGAGGCCUACAAAUGGGUUCUUCAUCACACGAAACGGUACCGUUUGGCGGAUGGGAUUAUGGUGAAUAGCUUCACAGAGUUGGAGCCAGGUGCAUUGAAAGCUUUACAGGAGAAAGAACCAGGUAAGCCGCCCGUUUACCCGGUUGGACCGCUAGUUAAAAUGGACUUCGGUGGCGUUUUGGAUGACCAGUCAUCCAAGUGUCUGAAGUGGCUGGAUGAGCAGCCACGUGGCUCUGUACUGUAUGUUUCUUUCGGGAGUGGUGGGACCCUCUCUUUUGAUCAGAUCAAUGAGUUGGCUCUAGGGUUGGAAAUGAGUGGGCAAAGAUUUUUGUGGGUGGUGAGGAGUCCUAGUGACCAUGCUGCCAACACCGCUUAUUUUACCGUUCACAGCAAAAAUGACCCUUUGGAGUUUCUUCCCAAAGGGUUUCUAGAGAGUACCCAAGGGCGGGGUCUGGUGGUGCCUAAUUGGGCACCGCAGGCUCAUAUUCUAAGUCACGAGUCAAUAGGUGGGUUCUUGACCCAUUGCGGUUGGAAUUCUACAUUGGAGAGUGUCAUAAAUGGUGUACCUCUUAUUGCUUGGCCACUAUUUGCUGAACAAAAAAUGAAUGCUUUUAUGUUUACCAAAGAUCUAAAGGUGGCACUGCGACCCAAGCCCGAUGAACAUGGUUUGGUUGGAAGGGAGGAGAUCGCGAUGGUGGUUCAAGCUCUCAUGCAAGGCGAGGAAGGUAAGCGACUAAGAAACCGAAUGAAGGAACUAGAGGAUGCUGGUGCUAAAGCUCUUGGUGAGAAUGGGGCUUCCACAAAGGCACUAUCUGAAGCCAUCACAAAGUUGAAAACCCAAAUUCCAAAUUAAAAUGUGAUCUCAGUAUCUUCAGGCAUCCACCCACUUUACUUUUGUAUUUUCAGCUUUCCAGUGAUAUGGUCCAAAAGGGUGCAAUGAUGGUAUAAUAGUUGUUGGUUGACCGUAAAAUAUUAUGUAUUGAACGGCCACUUCGAUCC